Molecule: messenger RNA, 1171 nt
Organism: Camelina sativa (false flax)
Lineage: Eukaryota; Viridiplantae; Streptophyta; Magnoliopsida; Brassicales; Brassicaceae
Product: aquaporin PIP2-2
Biological process (GO): transmembrane transport
Cellular component (GO): membrane
Molecular function (GO): channel activity
Source: RefSeq, a predicted model, not a curated record
UCUCUCACAACCACAAGUCCAACAACAAACAACAAACAAAACACUUCUCUUAAUUAGCUAAGAAACUCUAGAAGAAGCAUCCAUUAACUUAUUAUGGCUAAAGGCGUCGAAGGAGCCGAGGGAUAUCAGGCAAGGGACUACGAAGAUCCGCCGCCUACUCCGUUUUUUGACGCGGAUGAGCUUACCAAGUGGUCUUUAUACAGAGCCGUCAUCGCCGAGUUCGUAGCCACUCUCCUCUUCUUGUACGUCACAGUUUUGACAGUCAUCGGCUACAAGAUUCAGUCAGACACAACCGCCGGUGGAGUUGACUGCGGCGGUGUCGGAAUCCUCGGCAUCGCAUGGGCUUUUGGUGGCAUGAUCUUCAUUCUUGUCUACUGCACCGCCGGUAUCUCAGGUGGUCACAUAAACCCGGCCGUGACGUUCGGAUUGUUCUUGGCCCGGAAGGUGACGUUGAUUAGAGCGGUGCUUUACAUGGUGGCUCAGUGUUUGGGUGCUAUUUGUGGAGUUGGGUUUGUGAAGGCCUUUCAAAGCGCUUACUACGUUCGUUACGGUGGAGGAGCUAACUCUCUAGCCGACGGCUACAGCACAGGCGCUGGACUCGCAGCAGAGAUCAUUGGAACAUUCGUCCUUGUCUACACAGUGUUCUCCGCAACUGAUCCCAAACGAAACGCUAGAGACUCCCACGUUCCUGUAUUGGCGCCACUCCCGAUUGGGUUUGCCGUGUUUAUGGUACAUUUGGCCACUAUUCCCAUCACUGGAACAGGCAUUAACCCGGCCAGGAGUUUCGGAGCUGCCGUAAUCUUUAACGAGAGCAAGCCAUGGGAUGACCACUGGAUAUUCUGGGUAGGACCAUUCAUUGGAGCUGCGAUUGCUGCAUUCUACCACCAAUUCGUUCUAAGGGCAUCAGGGUCCAAGUCCCUCGGAUCCUUCAGAAGUGCAGCCAACGUUUGAACUUAGCCACAAUCAACAACAAAAUGUGGUCAUCAUUAUUAUUUAUGUAGAAAUCGGGCUCAUGGUUUUUUUUUUUUUUUUUACAAUAUGCCCUCUUUUCUUCUUCCUGUUUUCUACUCGUAUUUGUGUGUGAUUCCUUUUAUCAAUCGAGUGAAAUGUUUUCAUAUUCGCAAUGUCUAUUGAGUUUUGUGUAUUGGGAAAGACCACACUACUUCACUUA